UCCAAGAUGCCAGUUGCAAAAGAAGACUCUUGGGCAUUCCAACCAAUCGGAUCACCAUUUCCUGAAGCUCCUGUUCGUGUUCCAAACCAGAACAACCAAUACGUGGCAUUGUGGUAUAAACAUGGAAAACCAAUUCAUGGACGUGCUUGGAACAAUGACGGGGUUGUCGAAUGUUCGUUCCCAUACAACAAAGCGGAGUUGAAAGGAAAACUGGAUUUGGGUGGACAGAUUCAAAUUCUUCAGUACAAGGGAGACUACAAUUCUCUUGGAUAUUGGUAUGAAUGGCUCCCGUUGAAACAACGUCAUGAGAAUAAUGAGGGUAUUCGUGAAAUUGUCAGAUGUGGAAACUCGGUUCCAGUCUUAGCUAAACUGAAGGAUGGAACUGAUAAGCUUGGUUUUCUGGAUUUGAAUACCGAAGUUGCUUUGUUCUCCAACGCUGGGACCACCGAGAAAUACGAAGGCGGUGCUACUGCCAAUUUCAUGACAAUCUUCCGUAAUCUUAGACCUCCACCAACUGGUCUCAAGGUUUAUGAUGAUCUCUGGUACGAUCUUCGCUACGGUGACAACUUCCCAUCCAACGCUGUUCCAGCUGAUGGUCGUGCUCUCAAUACGGAGACGGGACCACAUAUGCAAUAUGUGGCGCUUUGGUACAAACACGGAGACCCAGUUUUUGGACGUUCAUAUCCUAGUUCUGCCGGAAAGACCAUGGCUCAUUUUGGAAAGAAUAAUCAAGAGAAUGCUGGUCCAGAAGUUGGUUCAAUGCAGUUGCUGACAGUCCCGGAGGCUUCUUGUAUGGGAUUGGAAUACAAAUGGAUGCCUCUUUCUGAGGGAAAAUCUAGUGGAUGGACUACUGUACACAUCGGCAACUCGGCUCCAUGUAUUUUGAAAGAUGAUAAGGGUCUGGAAGUUCUCGGAAAUUUGGAUUUGACUAUUGAGAAGGCAUCUGCUGGUUAUGGUGGAAAAGAGAAGAUUAUGACUGGUGCGGCUGUGGCCAAGCUUAAAGUCUUGUUCAAGAGACGUUUGGCUUAGGGAUAGAGAAGAAUUACAGCUGGAAUCUCUGAUAUUUCCGUUUUGAAUAAAAUUGAAUAUGAAUUU
Molecule: messenger RNA, 1095 nt
Organism: Caenorhabditis elegans
Lineage: Eukaryota; Metazoa; Nematoda; Chromadorea; Rhabditida; Rhabditidae
Gene: nsph-2
Product: Nematode Specific Peptide family
Exons: 3
Coding region: 7-1029 (340 amino acids)
Source: RefSeq, marked reviewed